Messenger RNA from Bombus impatiens (common eastern bumble bee), 607 nucleotides. RefSeq lists its product as uncharacterized. NCBI's taxonomy places the organism in Eukaryota, Metazoa, Arthropoda, Insecta, Hymenoptera, Apidae. The record is from RefSeq and is a predicted model, not a curated record. The coding region runs from base 7 to 381 and encodes 124 amino acids. The transcript is spliced from 2 exons.
UAUCGUAUGCCAAAAAUAUCCGAAGUCAGUCCCAUUAAUUGGAAGGUAAAGUGUUUCCAGGUUUGUAAGAAACGAGGAGAAGAGUCUAGAAAUCCACUAAUUUUCGACUGGCGCGUACGAUUCACGGUCGAGAACCUCAGGUGUACCCAGUUCGGUUAUUCGAGGCGUGGGCGAUCCAGAACGAGUGGCAGCGCGCAAAAAGAAAGGAAGAAGUCUGGAUGGGCUAAAAGAUAUCAAUCGCACGGCACCGAAACCCCGACGGCGUUCGUGAAACGCGAACGUCACGUGCAAUUAAGCAUCUAUAAAGCUAAAUUAUUUAUUCAUUACCGGUGUUUUGCAACGAACCAGAAGAUUUGUAUCUGUCAUUGUGCGAUGCGUUGAAGUUUUAUUAUUAUUUGAGUGUUUCGUUUUAUUUUACUCUUUAACAGUAUAUUUCAUGUCAGUCUUAUCUAUUAGUUAGUCUAGUGACGAACAGUAAUGUAAAAGUUUAAUUAAUAUUUGUAUUCGACUUGAACUUAAAUUGUACGUACAGGGAGAAUAAUAUUAUCUUAAAAAACACCUAAUAGAAAAGCUCAUCCAGUCACGAUGUAUAGACAAAAAAUCGGAU